AUGACAGAACAACCAAUGGAACCGCCCGACCGAACAACUAAUCGCGGUCAAAGGUCAUCCCCGGCUACCAGCACGUAUAUAAACACACGUAACACUACUGAACGCACAACCACUAACCCACCGCUACGCACAACUACGCUCCCCAAUAACGCACUGAUGAUGUCCCAUCGAUUGGUGAUGAAACGUUUGCAAUCAAACUGCCCAGCUCAGCGAACAAACCAACGACCAUCUACGCUACCUGAGCUACAGACAUUUACCUCUAUAGAAAACAUGCAUAUAUGCUCAAAAAUUACUGCCAAUGGGUUCUCAAACAUCCAGUUUGCACACAUAGCCUCGGACGUUUGUACUCCAGGCGAUCAGUUGAAACGGCCAAGAGGGAUUAUUGUUCUUAAAAAUCAGCCCACCGAACGACGUGGCAGCUCUUGUUUCUUUUGCCCGGUAAUUAUGGAGACACACUUUGAUUCAGCGGAUUUAGUCGAGAAUGCGAAUAGCAUGCGUUUACCAGACUACAAUCAACGCAACCCCAGGGUAUGGUUUCACCAGGUGGAGGCCGUUUUUACUACCCGACGCAUCACUUCCCAAGCCAAGCAAUUUUCCUAUGUUGUCCAGCAUCUUCCUUGUGAUGUAGCAACAGAAAUGGAAGAUCUGUUGGAAGAUGUUCCCAAAGGAAAAUCCCUAUGA
Messenger RNA from Opisthorchis viverrini, 681 nucleotides. RefSeq lists its product as hypothetical. Lineage: Eukaryota; Metazoa; Platyhelminthes; Trematoda; Opisthorchiida; Opisthorchiidae. The transcript is spliced from 3 exons. The coding region runs from base 1 to 681 and encodes 226 amino acids. The record is from RefSeq and is a predicted model, not a curated record.